Messenger RNA from Guyanagaster necrorhizus, 1655 nucleotides. RefSeq names its product WD40 repeat-like protein. Lineage: Eukaryota; Fungi; Basidiomycota; Agaricomycetes; Agaricales; Physalacriaceae. Gene Ontology annotation, cellular component: nuclear pre-replicative complex; rixosome complex. Bases 10 to 1533 code for a protein of 507 amino acids. Gene Ontology annotation, molecular function: protein binding. The record is from RefSeq and is a predicted model, not a curated record. Gene Ontology annotation, biological process: rRNA processing; DNA-templated DNA replication. The transcript has 7 exons.
AUUGGAUGCAUGAUGCAUUUCCAUGAAACCAUAUUUUGCGCAACGGCAUCCACCUCAAAUGGCCCUGGCAACGUCGCUAUUCAUGAUAUACAAACUGGAACUCCCUUGGCCUCUUUCAAGCAGACUAAUGCCAGUGCACACUGUACCGCAUUCGUCGAGUCUGGCGAUUCGCAGGGAGGCUUCAUCUUAGCGGCCCAACCAGAUAAAUCGCUUCUUAACAUGUACAACUUUCAAAAGGACCAAAUUAGCUUGAAAAUGGUAUUACCAGAAAAGUUGUCUUGUGUCGCUGUGGAUCGCAGGGGAGAAUAUGCGGCCGGAGGAACAUCGAAUGGUCGGAUAUAUCUGUGGGAGGUGUCCUCUGGCGUCCUUUUCAACUCGUGGGACGCUCAUUAUCGCGACAUAACGGUAUUGCGAUUUACUCAAGAUGGCGUUGCAUUGAUAUCGGGUAGCCAGGACUCUGGCGUGAGCGUCUGGUCCGUAUCCAGACUGGUGGACGAUGACUUUCAGAAUGAACUCGUCUUGCCUUAUUGCACCUUGGCCGAUCAUACCCUUUCGGUCACAGAUAUCGUCUGUGGUCUUGGCACUUUCCCUACGUGCAGAGUGCUGACUGCGUCCAUUGACCAUUCAGUCAAGCUGUGGGAUCUGUCCUCUAAGUCGCUUUUGACUGUCUUUCAGUUUCCCAAAGCAAUCGCUUGUCUUGCUUGGGACCCUACGGAACGCUUGUUUUUCGCCGCAUCAUCGGAUGGAUCUAUAUACCAGAUGAACCUCUUCAGACAGUCCAAAGACACAGUGAAAGGGCGCACUAUGGAAGCCAUCGGCGGCGCUGGUGUUCAUGACAUCAUUCGCAUUGAUGAUGAAGGACCCUUCCCUUCAAACAAAAGGCUGAUAUCCGUUGGCCAAGACGUUACUUGUCUCGCGAUUUCAUUUACAGGUUCGCUCCUAUUGGUAGGAACCUCCGUAGGGUUAAUCCACAUCUAUGAUAUCGCAUCUCAUCAACUACUGCGUGCUAUCUCCACACACAAAGGAUUCUCAAUAACUUACCUCGCAACCAUGCUCAAACCUCCGGAUCUGAUUGGUCAUAUCAAUCUCACCAUGAAUUUUGCAGAUGCUCGAGAUCUUAUCCCCGUGAAGCCAGUGCUUCCCUUCCAGAGGAUCCGAGACGCGAAAAUACGUGACAUGCAUGAGGUGUCCCUUAUCCUUCCUCCUAGAAAUGCGGAAUACGACGAUGAAAUAACAUUUUAUCCUUUAUCGUCUUUCCUUCGUGACCAGGAGUUCUUUGUCAAGCCCUUGGGCUCUAGCAAUAGAGAAGUAGACCAAGACGCAGUUUCUUUGGGUUCCAGGGUGACAAAUCUCGAGGCCGAAGUUGUCCAUCUUAGAGAGCAGCUCGGGAAGGCAAAAGGGUUGAAUGAUAUGAUGUGGGAUACUGUUGUUCAACGUGUUAUCGGUCAACCUAAGACGAAGAGUACACCCGCUGAUGCCACAUACUCUGCGGAAAGCGACAGGCCCCGUAAACGUGGUCGGACAAACACAUAGUUAGAAAAUAGCAGACAUCUGUAUAAUCUUGGUACACCGAUGUUCGCUGAUUCUACACUGACGACACAGAUAUACUUUUUCGUUCCGUUUAAUGACGCUAUUUCCAACACAUUCGAUGUUCG